Armigeres subalbatus is the source of this 949-nucleotide messenger RNA. Its product is annotated as UPF0547 protein C16orf87 homolog. The record is from RefSeq and is a predicted model, not a curated record. NCBI's taxonomy places the organism in Eukaryota, Metazoa, Arthropoda, Insecta, Diptera, Culicidae. Bases 279 to 830 code for a protein of 183 amino acids. The transcript has 4 exons.
AGAAAGAGAUAGGUGCGUUCCACACUGACAGUUCCAUAAACGACAAGCAGAAGAAAGGAGACUGCAUCUACACUACGAAAACACAACCAAAACAUCAGACCCCCGGUUGUCUGUCCGGUCCGCUCUGCGAAAAUGAUUAGUGGCAAAAAUAAUGUUUAAUCGCUGAUUUUGGGCUUUUUAUAGUAUUAUAAUUAAAGCUUGUCAUAAAUGUCUUCUUUAAUAUCGAAAAAGAAGUUCAGCUGGAUAGAAAUUGGCAAUAACAGUUAUUCAUAAAGGCAAUGGUAAGGACGAGGAUGAUACUGAAAAAUUGUCCCAAUUGUGAUCAGCAAGUGGCCAUUGCCUCAAAACGCUGCCCCUGCGGAUUUACGUUUAAUGCCCGUCAAGCGAACGCAGCAUACGUACCAAACACUACAACUUCCACUGUGGGUCGACCGAAAGGAAGCAAGAAAACCAAACCAUCGGCAGCCGAGGCUCGUAAAUUGGCGGCCGCAUCAACGCAGGUUCAACGACGAAGAACCGGUAGGGUUCGACGGGAGAAACCAAACUAUUACGAUUCACUGCAGUACGAGAAGAAGAAGAAAAAAUCUAAGAAACCAACACGAUCAACAAUUUUAAAAGGAAAAGAAGGUAAACAAGCACAACUAAUUAGUACCAAAGAUACACAGGUAUCUCGGGCGAAUCGGCAUGCACAAAGAAGAGCAAAGAAAGAAGAAAUUGAUGGAGGUGGCGAUUUGGUUGCAAAGAUGCCAUUGGAUAAACAAGAAAUCGCUGCACUUAUAUUAUCAGAGAUAAAUCGCAAAAUAGGCUCGGUCGUAUGGAAACAACCAUAAUAGAGUAGUUAAUACUUUUUUAGUGUAUAUAGUUAAGCCUGAACUUAUAAUUAAUAACAAUGCAAUGGCAGGUUGGCACUACAGUCGAGUUUCCAAUGAAUCGGUUAGCAAUAAAUAAA